Lethenteron reissneri (Far Eastern brook lamprey) is the source of this 3514-nucleotide messenger RNA. Its product is annotated as B-cell CLL/lymphoma 6 member B protein-like. The record is from RefSeq and is a predicted model, not a curated record. NCBI's taxonomy places the organism in Eukaryota, Metazoa, Chordata, Hyperoartia, Petromyzontiformes, Petromyzontidae. Gene Ontology annotation, biological process: regulation of transcription by RNA polymerase II. Gene Ontology annotation, molecular function: DNA-binding transcription factor activity, RNA polymerase II-specific; RNA polymerase II cis-regulatory region sequence-specific DNA binding; protein binding.
UACACACACACACCCACGCGCGCACUUGUGUAGGAUGAGUACAUGAGUGCGUGUCUGUGGCUAUCUUUCUGUGCCGGCUUUUUUCGCACCCCCACUAUUCUCUAAAGACUACGCGGGAGAUCUUUGGGGGCUGUUGUUGUUGUUCGAGCUUCGAUUUUGUGUUGGUGUAUAAUUAUUGAGUGUGUGCAAUCAAUAUCGCUUAUAUCAUACGUGAUCACGCAACUUUUGGAUUUAAGCGGCACUUGCGUCGGCUUGAAGUUUCAGGACAACAGCUGAUUUUCAUGCCAAUAUAAGGUUGAAGGCUCAACACUCAAGGCGACACACAGGACGCACCACGUGGGUCGAGCAAGGGGCGUGCAGCGAUGGACGACAAGAGCUGGGGUGGUCCGGGCUACGCGAGCGCCCUGCUGCAAGGCCUCGAUGCCCUGCGGCGCCGCGGCCUCACCACCGACGUCGUGCUGCUGGCGGGGGGCCGCCAGUUCCCCGCGCACCGCGCCGUGCUCGCGUCCUGCAGCGGCUACUUCUACUCGGCGUUCGUGGAGGGCCGCUGCGGGGACCCCCAGCUCGUGUCGCUGCCGGGCGUCACGUGCGAAGCGCUCGCCGCGCUGCUCGACUUCAUGUACGCGGGCGAGCUGCCCCGGCGCGCCGUGGCCACCGCCGCCGUGUCGCGCGACCUCGUGGCGGCUGCGCGCCACCUCCGUGUCCACGGCGUGGCGCAGGCGUGCGCGCGCCUCCUCAAAGAGAGCUUGUUGGAUCCUCCUGACCUGAAGCCCAGCAAGGAGGACCAGGGGGCGAAUCUCUACGCGCACCACCUGCAGCAAUUCAUCUACUCCCUUCACAACACCACCUCCUCCUCCUCACCCUCCUCCUCAUCAUCAUUAUCAUCGUCAUCGUCAUCCCCGCCAUCAUCCACUCCAUCCCCCUUCUCCGUCUACUCUCACCUGGGCGACCCCUACCAGUUCAACGCCUUCUCCCCGUUCUUCCACCGCGCCGCCGUCGCCGGCUACAAGCUGUCGCCCUUCUGCUACGCGGGGCCUCGGGGUGCCGAGCCGCUGUGGUGGCCCCUGGCGGCCCGCGGGGCCUGCUCCCAGCACCACCAGCAGCAGCAGUGGGACUCGCACACGGCGGUCAAAUCGGAGGGCGCCGACGCCAACGGCGCCCGCUCACCGGCCGGGCCUGUGGGAGAGGCAGAGGAAGGGGACCGCGGUGAGCACGACUUGCAGCGCGUCAUCGACAUGAGCGUGGGUGGGGAGCAGCGGCGCCAGCGGGAGGACACUAUGUCGCCCCGCCGUCAACCCGGCGUGCCCGGCGCCGCCGAAGCCCCAGAGGGCCCGGCCCGGCGGGACGGCGAUGGUGGCGCCGCUCGCGAGCCGAGCGACGGGGCCGGCCAAGCGGCCGCCGUGGCCGGGCAGCAGGAGCGAGCCCCCUGCAGCUACUGGAAGAAGCACAAGCUGAGGAGCUGCAUGGCGCUCAUCUCACGUGAAGACCGCGACGGAAGCGAGGACGCCGGCGGUCGAGACGGGGAAGGCCCCUUGGCGGGGAACGGCGGAGAGGCGCGGGGCGGCACGGGGCGGCAGAGGGACGGAGAGGAGGUGGUGGAGGAGGGGGGUGCGGCACCUUCAGGCGGUGCAAACGGGAGCUGCAGCCCCUACCCGUGCCUCCUGCGCCGGGAGGAGUACGUGUCGACGGCGGCGGCGGCGGUGACAGCGCAGGAGAGGAGAUCGUGCGAGGAGAUGUCGGAGGCCGGCACGGGCCCCCGCGGUGAGCAGAGGGUGUACCGGUGCGACACGUGCGACGCCGAGUUCCGCCACAAGGGGAACCUGACGAGUCACCGUGCCGUGCACACGGGCGAGAAGCCGUACCCCUGCGACGUGUGCGGCGCUCGAUUCAACCGCCCGGCCAACCUCAAGACGCACGCGCGCAUCCACUCGGGCGAGAAACCCUACCGCUGCGACUCGUGCGGAGCACGGUUUGUCCAGGUGGCUCACCUGCGGGCCCACGUGCUGAUCCACACGGGGGAGAAGCCGUACCCGUGCGCGACGUGCGGAACGCGCUUCCGCCACCUGCAAACGCUCAAGAGUCACAUCCGCAUCCACACGGGGGAGAAGCCCUAUCACUGCGAGACGUGCAACGUGCACUUUCGCCACAAGAGCCAGCUGCGGCUGCACAUGCGGCAGAAGCACGGUGCCGUCACCAACACCAAGACGCGCUACGGCCUGCUGCCACCACCACCGCCGCCGCCGUCCUGCAGCCUGCCUCCCGCAUAGGGCAGGGGUCGGCAACCUAUGGCUCCGGAGCCGUAUGCGGCUCUUUACGGGCUGCUUCUUGACGAUAUGUACGUAUGUACAGUAUGUACUCAGAUGCAUUGCGGCUCUUGAAAUACUGAAUUUUGUACCGAAUUGGAAAGAAAUGGCUCUUCUUGUUAUUUUGGUUGCCGACCCCUGGCAUAGGGCAACCGAGCGCACGCGUACACGCACACCAACGACAACAGCAGCAGCAGUUCGCCACGAAGUGGCGGUGACGUCACCAAGGCGCCUGUGCCCUCCGAGGCCAAGUGAACUGUCGAAGGCUCGCUGCUGGCAGGAAGUCACGGGAGAGACUCAGGUGCCAUGGGUUGACUGACUUGAGAUGACUGGCCGAUGCACCAACUGUGCUCCCCCACUGUGUCAACUCGUUGUGUUUUAUCCGCCCGGCGCUGCGCUCGUUGUUGUGAGCGUCGCUCCUCCGACCUCCGUUGUUGCUGGAGUGCGACUGCCUCCAGCUGCCCAGCGGCAUCCUUCACGAACCUCCUCCACAGAGGCCGAUCUUGACACCGCUGGUCCAAGUCAUCGGCAAGUCCAAUCAGCUUCACGCAUCCUGCCGUACCGCAUCAGUCCAUCUCUUUGCCAGCACACACACACGCCCUGGCAUGCACACACGCGUAACACUACCACGGCGACAGCAACAACCGCCGCUCACCACCGAGUGGCGGUGGCAGUCACCAUGGCGCCUGUGCCAGGCCAGGUGCACACCGAGUGUCGAAGGCUCUUCUGCUGCUGGCAGGAGGUCACGGGACAGACCCUGGUGUUUUUGGUUGAUUGACUUACACACACACACAAUAUAGAUAUCGCCUUGUACAGCUUGUUGGGGCAAGUACCCGACGCGGAACACGAGGGGGUGGCGUGGCCAGCACCCCCGCCGGGUGCUAAUUUUAGGCUGAGUCGACCUAGGGGAGGCCCAGGACCGAUUACAGAUACUCGCCGCCGAUAUUGGCCGCGAGCGGGAAUCGAACCCGGGUUGCUGGGUUAAUAGCGCAGCGCGCUAACCACUACAACUACCCUGCAGAAAAUACACUCACGCGUGCACACACACUCAACAUGUUAUAUGCAUUCAUGGGGGGCAUUGCACUAUAUUUAACAAAUACACAGUCGUCGUGCUGGUGGAGCGUAUUAUACUUGAGGCCAGGCAGGUGCCUUGUUCGUAAAUGUCAAGCCAAGCCUCUCGUGCUCCCUCUAAAGAAGAAGUUGCCCCCUUU